Molecule: messenger RNA, 303 nt
Organism: Sphenostylis stenocarpa
Lineage: Eukaryota; Viridiplantae; Streptophyta; Magnoliopsida; Fabales; Fabaceae
Source: the annotation of a GenBank genome assembly
AUGCAGACACUAGUUGUGCUGAAUUCUGAUGUAGAUCAAUCUACUUUGAAGGAUCAUAACAUGGGUAAAAGGACUCCAAUUUGUGUUAUCCUGAGCUUGUUGGAAAGCUUAGAAAAUCUAGCUUCUUGUGGUAAAAUCUCUGAAAUGAUCCAUUGUGAUUCAAUUCCACUUGUGUAUCAAAACGGAGUAGUUAAUAAGAUUGAGCUUGCCAGUAGGGGCAUGGCCCUAGAUCUAUUACUUGGUCAGUUAUUGGUCUCUUGCUUGGGGACUUCUAUACUCAGUCAUUAUGGUAUAUAUAAUUGA